AUGCCUUCCUACUUCUACCACUUGACAUUCGAGUUGUACCCUACGCCGACACCAAAUAUUGAGAAACCCUUCGCCAUCGGAUCUACGAGGAAUAUCUGGCUGCCGACCGAAGAAUCCGACCUGUUCCAGGAGCUCCCGUCGCAUCCUCGGCCAGUGGAACACAAGAAGAAGGCCCAGCCCAUCCUUCCGCCCUUGAACAGCUGGCACGGACUCGCGCAGACGUCGAUAUCAGGGAGAAGCGCUGGAGGGUCGUCUCUAGACCCCAGCGCCAUAGACUGCGGCACGCCGCGUGCGCCCGACAAAGAAAACGGGCGGAAAUUCGAACGAUACACAGAGCGACAGUGGCCCGGAGGGCUCCCAAGCUCCCCACCACCACCUUCUGCCGCAGCGGCACUCGGGCCCCAGACUGCGAUUAGAGACUGGCGGUUUGGGCGAGUGAGCGUCGAGACGGUCGAUCUGGUGAGCAUGGAGUCUGGGGAGGCGAGCAGAGCCGGCCCCUCUGCUGCGCCCUCGCUUGGUCCGACUCUGAGGGGCGCCGGGACGACGAAUAAGGCAGAAUGCCUCCCACUCAAUACGAAGAACACGGAGCUGGGCUGGGGCGUGGUGCACUUCUAUCGCGAGGGCGAGGAGUCUCCUUCCCUGGACCUGCUUCAGGAUGAGAAUGCGCCGGGCGAUGGUGUUUCGGGGCAGCAGGCUGGCGAGGACUGCACCACGCUCUGUAUACCUGCUGUUCCCGCGUACAUGUCGCCGAGCGACUUUCUGGGCUUCAUCGGCGAGAAGUGGAAAGCUGAUAUCGGGCACUGUCGCCUGGUGAUGACCUCCAGGAUGAAUAGAUACUUGGCGUUGUUAAAGUUCCGAGAUAACGAAAGAGCAAAGCUUUGGAAGAAGGAGUUUGAUGGAAGAGUCUUCAAUACCAUGGAACCUCAGACAUGCCAUAUUGUGUUCGUGAGAAAGAUAACCUUCAGAAAACCGACGCAACCAACGAUCGAUAUUCCCGUUGCGGCCUCCUCCUCUUCAGUUUCGAAUACUCUAAAGCCGUUUCCCCCACCUACACCCGAUCUUAUUGAACUGCCAACAUGCCCGGUUUGUUUGGAAAGGAUGGAUGAGACCAACGGGUUGAUGACAAUCCCGUGCUCCCACGUUUUCCACUGCACUUGCUUACAGAAUUGGAAGGGCGCUGGCUGCCCUGUCUGUCGGUUCACGAAUGCCUCGCAGAGCGGGGCAUACGAUCCUGCGGACCCAUACACUCAACCGUUCGGAACAUCCGUGUCCAACUUAUGCAGUAUAUGCGAUUCUACCGAUGAUCUGUGGAUAUGCCUCAUCUGUGGCCAUGUAGGCUGCGGCCGUUACAAGGGCGGUCACGCCAAGGAUCACUGGAAAGAAACGGCUCACAGUUUUUCGCUCGAGCUGGAGACUCAGCAUGUGUGGGAUUACGCGGGCGAUAUGUGGGUGCACCGGCUGAUACGGGACAAAGGAGAUGGUAAAGUCGUCGAGCUUCCAGGCCGUAGCCACCAUGACCACCGGGACCAGCAGCGACUAGAGGAUGAGGAUGUCGUGCCGCGUGCCAAGCUGGAGAGCAUCGGCCUCGAGUACACCCACCUCAUUACCAGCCAACUAGAAUCACAACGGGCCUACUACGAAGAAAUGAUCAAAAAGGUUGUAGACAAGGCUUCCAAGGCAACUGCUACAGCCGAGGCUGCCGCUGCCGAAGCUUCGCAGGCCACACAAAAGCUCUCGCUGCUCAGUGAGAAGUAUGAUACGUUGACUAAGGAGACGAUCCCCCAACUGGAGAGAGAUAUCGAGAGGGAGAAGAAGCGCGCUGCCAAGAGUCAGGAGCUGGCCCGCAAUUUAGGAAAGUCGACACAGGAGGAGAAGCGACUGAAUGAGGGGUUGAUGAAGCGUAUCGAGCACCUGAGUACGGAUAACGAAGCAGUGCGGAAGCAGAUGGAAGAGCUCAAGGUGGAAAAUGAAGAGCUCAAGGAGAUGAACAGGGAUUUGUCUAUGUUCAUCUCUGGACAGGAGAAGUUGAAAGAGAUGGAGACUGAGGGACAGUUAGGCGAAGGGGAGAUAGAAGGUGGCACGGCGAGUGUUCCCGAGAAGAAAGGAAGGCGAAGAGGAAAGAGAUGA
This is a messenger RNA of Clonostachys rhizophaga, 2127 nucleotides long. The record is from the annotation of a GenBank genome assembly. Lineage: Eukaryota; Fungi; Ascomycota; Sordariomycetes; Hypocreales; Bionectriaceae.